AAUUAUUUAUAAAGAAGCUAAAGAAGUCUGGGCUCCCCUCAGUGGAGCUGUGUGCCCAUGUGGGUUUGAUGCUGUGAUGCUGAUGGGCUGUCAGGCUGUGCUGAGGGAGCAGUGAGGGUUGGAGAGCUCUGGCAGCGAUGAGUGGGGUGAAGGUGACAGCCCUGGGGCGUCUCUCCCAGCUGCUGAAAGCCCUGCGGGCUGUGCCGGCACGGCCCUGCAGCCUGGCUGCCUGCUCCCGGACUAACGCCAGGAACGCUGCCUUGCAUCCGCUGUGGCAGAGCCCGCUGACAAUUCCCGGGGGCACCCGCCAGUCUCCCAUCAACAUCCAGUGGAGGGACAGUGUUUAUGAUCCCUUCCUGAAGCCUCUGAAAAUCAGCUACGACCCCACCACCUGUCUGCACAUCUGGAACAAUGGCUACUCCUUCCUGGUGGAGUUUGAUGAUUCUGCUGAUAGAUCAAUCAUCGUUGGAGGCCCCUUGGAAAACCAGUACAGGCUAAAGCAGUUCCACUUCCACUGGGGAGCUGUCAAUGACUGGGGCUCAGAGCACACAGUUGACUGUAAAUUUUACCCAGCAGAGCUGCACUUGGUGCACUGGAAUGCUGUGGAGUACCCGAGUUUUGAGGAAGCUGUGAUGGAAGGGAAUGGCCUGGCUGUUAUUGGAGUGUUCUUAAAGCUGGGAGCACGGCACGAGGGGCUGCAGACCCUGGUGGAUGCCCUGCCAGCAGUCAGACACAAGGACACUGUGAUCGAGUUUGAUGUCUUUGAUCCCUCGUGCCUGCUCCCUUCCUGCCCUGAUUACUGGACCUAUGCUGGCUCCCUGACCACUCCUCCCCUCACUGAGUCAGUCACGUGGAUCAUUAAGAAGAAGCCAAUCGAGGUGGAUGAGGAUCAGCUGGAGGCCUUCAGGACGCUGCUGUUCUCGUCGCACGGGGAGGAGGAGAGGAGGAUGGUGGACAACUUCCGCCCGCUGCAGCCGCUGAUGGACCGCACCGUGCGCUCGUCCUUCCGCCCCCAGCUCAGCCCAUAGCAGCACCCCAGCAGCUCCCCUGCCAUCCAGCCCUUCCCUGACUGCCCCCAGGAAAGCUCUGGGGGGGUUUUAGUUUUGAUUUUUUUUUUAAGAAGUGAGUGAUAUUAACUCUUGUUCUAAGGCAGGGGUCGAGAAGGGAUUAUUAAGGCAGUUAAAGAUAAGGACAGGAGAGAUCCUCCCCUGCUCCUUCUCUGGAUUGUUCUGUGGUUCUUCAAAUGCUCUUUCAGUGCCUUGCAUGAAUUAGUAAUCCUGGGUAAAAAUUCUUAAGAAAGAGGAUGUGGGAAGCAAAGAAAAGUAUCAGGACUGAUCAGGUCCUUUUAGGGAAUUAUUUGAUGUCUGGGAAGAGAGCUGGAAGGGAACUAGGCUGUCUCAGAGACAUUUUAUCUUCUUCCUUUCUCCUUGGGUGAGAGGAGAAGGACAAAAAUGACUUCCAGGAUCUCUUUCCAUUCUGUUGGCUGCACAUUCCAUGUUUGAUGUGGGUGCCACAGAAUCCCAUUGUAAUGACACCAGGAGCCAGAAGAUGUUUUCCAAAACCUUUUAACAACUGUAGAAGCUUUGGCAGCUUUUGUUUGCCCCUGUUAAUAAUCUAUCAGGAGAAGGGAGGAGAAGAGAAUUCAAUAGUGUCUCAAGACUGGCAAGAACAGCAUAUUAGGUGAAAAUGUCCAAUUGAUCCCAGGAAACUGAUCACAUCAACAGAAGGCAAGAUUAGAUAAAGCCCAGCUGACCCUCCCAGUGGGAUUAGGAGGGCAAAAACCCAAACCAUUCCUCAAACCAGUGCCAGGACAGUGUGGACAAAACACAGCACUGAGAAAGGGUUUUAUUUCAGUAACUCAGAGCACCAGAGCUCUCUUCAGUUUUGCCUUGAGAUGAAUUUUCCUAUAAAAACACUCACCCAGCCUCAGGACCAGUGGGGACCAGUUUGUUUUUAUUGCACCUUAUGGUAACAAGGUCCAGUGGGGUGGGAAUUGAUUUGUGGACCAAGCAGAGCUGCUGUGUGAGCUGCCACCUCUGAGCCCUUCCCAGGAGCUGUGACCCAGCAGCCCCAUGGAUCACUGACCUCUCACAUCCCACUAAACCUAAUUUGCUCUCAGGCACUUUUCUCUCUGGCCUGUAUGCUCUGCUGUAUUUGGCAGAUUAAAUUCCUGCACCAGAUUUCUGAUGAGGAGCAGCUCUGUCUGUGUCAUCUCCAUGGGUUGUGUUUCAGGAAUCUUUUCAGGAAUCUUUCCUCCCUCUGUUUGAUUCCUGAUGGGAUUCAAUGAAGCCACAACCUGGCUUGGCAAUGCUAAAUCCAGUUUUGUAAUUGGUACUUUAGUUUUUUUUGAAGUCCAAGAAUUGAUGUCAAAGCACCUUAACGCUUUUCAGUGUGACCCUGAUGAUUUUAAGGGUUUGAGAUCAUCUUGAAGCAGUGGAGUGCCCAGGUCCUGCCUUUCCUUCCUCAAUAGCUCUACCUCAGGCUGUUGUUCUGGUGCCACAGUUGUGCCUCUGUCCCUGCAUUGUGGCCACUUCAAUUGAGUGGCUCUGGGUGCUGGAAGGAAGGAAAUCUCCCUCUGUCCCAGUGCAGGAUAUUUUUCCUGUUGGGAAUUCAGUGGAACUCUUUGGCUUCACCAUUUCCCCAAGCCCUCCCUGCCUGGGGAACAUUUCCAUCCUGGUUGUGCCAUCUCCCUUUGGAUGUGGCCAGGAUGGGGCUGGGAUUAUCCUGGGAAAGUGGGAGGUGUCCCUGCCAUGGCAGGGUGAGCUGGGAGGUGUCCCUGCCAUGACAUGGAUGAGCUUUCAGGUCCUUUCCCACCCAAACCAUUCCAUGAUUUUCUGAUUCCAUGCUCUCAGUUGAGCUCUGCAGGCUUUGCCAUCAUCACUCAGAUUUUUAGCUGCAAAACCACACCAGUGAUGAUUUUGCUGGAGAAUGAUACAUUCCAAAACAAAGCUGGAAGGAAUAUCUACAGUCCAGGGAACAGGAAAAGAAUUAUUUUACUUUUUGCCUGAAUGUAUAGCAAUUAUGAUCCAGUCAUUAAGUUUGAGAUAUUUAUUCAGUGCUGUUCUUGCAGACACUUUCUGAGGAGGAACCUGGAGAAAGAUGGCAGCAGCUCAGAUAUUUUCUACUCAUUAAUAGAAAAAUUGUAAUACAAAGACAUCUUAAUGUUGCCUUCUAUUUAAAACCAGAGGGCUGUAAGUGCAUCAAUCUCCUUAUCAUUUAUUAAUGGAUCUUUUUAAAAGCUUUGGUAAAUGCUCAGUUUUUAAAUUGCUUUUGUAAUUUCCACUGAGGUUUUAGAUUUCUCUUAUCCACUCAGAAGAAUAGUUGAUCCAGCUUUCCAAACAAACCCCAAAACCAGAUUAUUUAGGGAACUGCCAGGGUUUAACUGUUUAACUCCAGCUGCUCUGGAAUCCUACAGCAGCCUCACAGCCACUGAGCUCUCCAUGCUUUGCUCAAUUCAAUCAGAUUUUCCUCCUGGAUGUGUAAAUCCCUUUGAACCACCCUGCAUCCAUCAGAGGGAGUGUGGGAUAUUCCCUUCCCAGUGAUCCCGUUCAAGUUCUCAGAGAGAUUUAUUUAAAGUUCUCACAGAGAUUUGCUUUGUUCAAGUAUUGCCAUGGAAGCUUUGUUAGAGAAUAGUGAAUUACCAGUGACGCAGUUAAGCUGUGUCCAUAUUUACAUCAAAUCACACCUAUUUUUACUGACAGAAAAUAAAGAAAUUCCAAUUAUAGCACUGAUCAUUUCAAAUAUCUGAAAACAGGGUUAAUGUAGAUAAAAAAAAAUAACUGUACUGUGCUACAAAAAGAAGUUUUACAGGGUUUUACCUUUUUUUUUUGCUGUUUCUUGAGUCCUGCAUUUAUGUGUAGUGUUUGAGCAUCUCCUUAAGGCAGGCAGGAGCUCAGCUGCAGGGCACAUUGUUGGAAUUAAUCUAGAAAUUAAUGUACUGAUGUUUAUUUGUUUGGGGUUUUUUUUCCAGUUUUAAACUUUCCUGUUACAAUGACUUUAUUGACCUUGUGAAUGUAAACUUUAGGAAAAUAAUUGUGUUUAAAUCAAGAGAUGGGAUAGAAUUCCUGUGCCUUAUUCUCUCAGUUCUGUGUGGAAAGAUGAUUGGAUUGUUGGGUUAGAGCUGAUUUUGCACAAUUGAGUUUAAAAGGAAUUUUUGGGCUCUUUUGGGUGGCACAGUACAAAAGGGUCAAAGCACAUAUUUGUAUUUUCCUUGCAUAAGAGUCACUUUAUUUUAAAUGCUGCCCUGGGAGGCAUUCCUGGGGCAGCAAGCCCAGCAAUUAAAGACUGUCCCAGGAAUGAUUCUGGGACAGCUCCCUGCAAAGGGAGGAGGAGGUUGGGAGCUCUGUGCUGGUCUCAUCCCAGCUGCCUCUCUCACCUUGUCCUGGGUGACUUCACAGUGGGGACAACGUCCUUGGUGUUGGAGUGUUUGAUCCCCGUUCCUGCAUUCCAGAACUUUCACUCUUCAGGUGUUCCUGCCCACUUUUGUGCUGCCUUUUCUGUCAGGGAUGACAGGAGGGUCUCCCCUGGCUUUGGAACUCCAGAACUGGAGUUUGCUUUGAUCUCCACAGGGUUUUAGAGGACUGGAAUUCAGCUGUGGAUGAAGGGUCCCCUCAUGCCUUAAUUUGGGAUGUUUUAACUUGUAUUUCCUGGCACAUCUUGGCUUUUUUUUUUGUCUUUGUGCAUCUUGUUUUUGUGGCCUUUAUGACAUUGUGUAUUUAAUGUGUGUUACCUGCCUGACCAUAACUGAAAUCAGUCUGCAGACAACACCUGGAGCAGGGAAUGCUUUGUUUUCCUGGGAUCCAGGCCCUUCCCCAGAGAUUUUCCCUGAUGUAUAGAACCCUUCAGCUGCUGCAUUUGACACUGUUACAUUAGUGUGCAACUACAAUAAAGGAACAGAGAAACCCA
Molecule: messenger RNA, 4905 nt
Organism: Melospiza melodia melodia
Lineage: Eukaryota; Metazoa; Chordata; Aves; Passeriformes; Passerellidae
Gene: CA5A
Product: carbonic anhydrase 5A
Exons: 7
Coding region: 138-1028 (296 amino acids)
Cellular component (GO): mitochondrion
Molecular function (GO): carbonate dehydratase activity; zinc ion binding
Source: RefSeq, a predicted model, not a curated record